AUGUUUUUUGAGCAAUGACACACAAACACCCUCUCUCCUAGAGAGCUGCCACAGAGUAAACGGACUGUAGAAAAUACACUGUUUUAUAAAUGAUGAAAAUUGUAGAUAAAAGUAUGGCGCUGACCAGUAUAUUUCUCGUUGGCGUUUUUCUCCUUGUUGUACCAACAGGAGGAUCCCUGAUCAAAUUCUACAGCAAAUUUACUCUCAGCAAACGGCUUGUUGGACAUACCCUUUACAAUAUGACAGUCCGGGGGCCUCAACAUUGCAUCGAAGAAUGCGUCACCCGAAAACUCUGCGAGUCCAUCAAUUUCAACAAAUACCUUCAUUUGUGUGAGCUGAGAACCUCCACAGCCGGUCGUUUUCCCGGGGAAUACGUCGAUGAUCCGAAUUAUGACUAUCUGGACAUCUCUGCAAUAUCCUACAGUUCUGGAGAUUCUUGUUUAACUUCAAAUAACUGCGACCCGGGGAAGCUGUGUGUCAAUUUACACAACACAAACCCAGUCUGUAUUCCAGAUAUCUCGCACGACACGUGUACAGCGGAACCCCCCACCAUCCGGGGAACUGCCAUCAACGUCACAGAUCGAGCGGUGGGUUCCGUUCUGACGUACGAGUGUCUACCCGGAUACAACGCAACGGGAGACAACCCAAACACAACGUGCCGAAUUGAUGGGUCUUGGUCUAAGGCCAACUUGACAUGUGACAAUGGCAUUGACUCCUGCCUUGCAGACCCAAACUGCUUCUUGCCGAUGGAUUUCACAUUUGACGACUCAUACAAUGCUUGCUAUGGCGAUAUGUACAUCAAAAACUCCACCUACAACCCUGGAAAAUACGUGGGAAUAAUCCUUUGUUCUCCAACAAGAUACCAUCUGUUUCUGAGUGACGACAUCUACGGUAUGUUCUACAACAUCGCGGACGGGUCCGGAUCCGGCGACGACCACUGUGAGCUGAUUGGAGGAACCACUUCGACGGCCUUAGAAUCUCCGGACUACAAUCAAAGUCCCGACAUCCAAGGGUAUUACCGGCAACAGAUGAAUGAACCUUUUAAUUUUGGAGAUAUUGGGUAUCUGGGGCCAUCGUACAAUUGGUUUGGAACGUGGAUCGAAUGUGGAGUUACCAUUCCUGACGAUGUAUACGUCCAUUGAAAGUGAAAUAUUCUAAGGAGACACGUGACCGGUACGCGGGAGAAAACCCAAAUGGACAGUUACGUGUGCAUGCUAAUAUCUUUAGAGGAAGUUUUCAAUCUAGGUUGUUCCUUGUCUUUUUUAUAGAGAAAUUUGUUUGUUGUUUUU
This is a messenger RNA of Magallana angulata, 1289 nucleotides long. RefSeq lists its product as uncharacterized. Bases 90 to 1142 code for a protein of 350 amino acids. The record is from RefSeq and is a predicted model, not a curated record. NCBI's taxonomy places the organism in Eukaryota, Metazoa, Mollusca, Bivalvia, Ostreida, Ostreidae. The transcript has 6 exons.